This is a messenger RNA of Camelus dromedarius (Arabian camel), 431 nucleotides long. Its product is annotated as cytochrome c oxidase subunit 7C, mitochondrial. The record is from RefSeq and is a predicted model, not a curated record. Gene Ontology annotation, biological process: mitochondrial electron transport, cytochrome c to oxygen. The transcript has 3 exons. NCBI's taxonomy places the organism in Eukaryota, Metazoa, Chordata, Mammalia, Artiodactyla, Camelidae. The coding region runs from base 121 to 312 and encodes 63 amino acids.
AUCUUUCCUUUCGGUUAUCGCCCAGAGAGGAACAAGGUCGCGGGGAGAGGAGUUGUUGGUGUGCUGCCGCCAUUUCUUCCGCCUUCCGUCUCUGCGCCUUUCGCAGUUUCCAACAGCGCUAUGUUGGGACAGAGCAUCCGGAGGUUCACAACCUCUGUGGUCAGAAGAAGCCACUAUGAGGAGGGUCCAGGGAAGAAUUUACCAUUUUCAGUGGAAAAUAAGUGGCGGUUACUAGUUAUGAUGACUUUGUACUUUGGUUCUGGAUUUGCUGCACCUUUCUUUAUAGUAAGACAUCAACUGCUUAAAAAAUAAUCCAGGAAACAGAUAGGAAGAGGAGCAUUUUAAGAGGUGCAAUCUCUGAAAAAAAAAGGAUCAAACUCUUGGAACUCAACAUACUAGAUAUGUUUGUAAAUAAACUAAUGGCAUAAAUC